GGGAAAAAUGGCGGUUAUCGAUCGCCAUUUUCCCUAGAACGUGUCAAACACUUAUCGUGACGAAGUUUAGACGAGAAAAACCAUUCGCACGUGCGUUUCCAUCAGUUUUUAUUUGGAAAAACCAAAGGAUUCAAGGAUUCAAUCAUCAUGGCACUGAGCCCAGCUACUAAGCAGAAAAUUGCAGUCGUCCUGGAGGUGACGAAAACUGUUUUCCACUGGGGAUUCAUGCCCACCGUUCUCUAUUUAGGGUUCAAAAAAGGAGCUGAUCCUGGACUACCACCAUUGACACUCAUGAAUUUAUUAUGGAUGUGAAGCACUUCUCGAAAGUGGAACUUUCGUCAUCAUCACUCCAGAUUUUUUUAACCCUCAUUUCUAGAGUAAUUAGCUUCUGUUAAACUGUAAAGAAUAAAUUUCAUGUAAAUAAUGCCUGGAGCUGAAGAUUUACUGAUUUAAAACUGAAAAACACAAUUAUUGAUUAACAAAAUUCUGUAUUUAUUUGCAUAUUCGGGGUAAAAAGACAAUUUAUCAAUUAAUUAGGCUAUUAACCUAAACAUUUGUUCGAUCUGUCUCCACUUUACUCAUCGGGUAAGCUCACGAUUUUACGAGUUGUAAUCGCAUUAAUAAUGUCUUGUUCUCAAACUCUCAUCAAUAAAUUUAAAUUAAUCUCUA
Messenger RNA from Diachasmimorpha longicaudata, 669 nucleotides. It is a transcript of the gene Tom7, whose product is annotated as mitochondrial import receptor subunit TOM7 homolog. Gene Ontology annotation, cellular component: mitochondrial outer membrane translocase complex. Gene Ontology annotation, biological process: protein import into mitochondrial matrix. The record is from RefSeq and is a predicted model, not a curated record. NCBI's taxonomy places the organism in Eukaryota, Metazoa, Arthropoda, Insecta, Hymenoptera, Braconidae. The coding region runs from base 148 to 312 and encodes 54 amino acids. The transcript is spliced from 3 exons.